This is a messenger RNA of Chiloscyllium plagiosum (whitespotted bambooshark), 1409 nucleotides long. Lineage: Eukaryota; Metazoa; Chordata; Chondrichthyes; Orectolobiformes; Hemiscylliidae. The record is from RefSeq and is a predicted model, not a curated record.
UCACACUGAGGCCUGACGACGGUUGCCCUGGGAAGCGAUGGGAACCUGACACCAAACUCGAACCGAAGCGGCGGUUUCCCCAGGAGCUCUGUCACCAAUGGCCAUGUACGAAAUUUAUUCGCAUCCGUCAUUAAUUCGUUACAAAACAAGCAUUUUCACCAAAGCCACCUUGUUCUUGUUGAUAGUUAUGGCGCUUACAUACAUCCCGCCGCUUUUGGUUGCCUACAGGAGUCAUGGUUUUUGGUUAAAAAUAAACACAUACGAAGAACAGCCAAAUGUUAGAUUCCAAUACCAAGUUUUGAUGAUUGUUGGAACUAGCACAAGUGGUGACUUUGUGGCUUGGAGCACGUUUGAGAACUUUAAUAAUCUGCAAGGGGACAAUCUUCGUUUCCCAUUAGUGACAGCUAUGGAAGAAGACCAAAAUCAGGAUGGGAAAAUGGAUCGUCUGAAUUUCCGCCUUGAGCUACCACUCCAAACAUCUGAGCAAGUGUACAGUGUACAAUUUAUUCUGACAUUUUCAUACCAGCUUUUUAGAAUGUCAACAUUUAUAAUGCAGUGUAUGGCAUAUACCUACUUCUCAUCCUCCAUAGCUGGGUCUCAGCUUAGUGUGAAUGGUGACUUAAGGCUACAUCAACGAGAGCCACUUCGACACAAAGGUCUUGACACACGUUAUAAUGUACCAAACGUUGAGGUAGCUUUCCUUUUGGGGAGUGCUGAAAAUUGACACAGUUCAAUGCAGAACUGGCUAACUGUCAGAACUGAGGAUUAGAGUGGCAUUCCUAUAUGCUGAAAAGGAGAAUAUUGAUCUUCAAAGGACUGGACUAUGAAUAGAAAUUUGAGCACAGUAGUCCAAAUAGUCUUGCCUAGAUUGCUGGUCAAGCCAUGUAACACUGCAAAAGCAGGCAAAGAUUGCAUGGCACACACUAAACCUGAUAUAUGUCAGAAUUACACUUUGGAUUCUUGUAUCUCUUGUAGCAUCCAAAUUUGUAUACUUCAAGUAACCUUCCACCACCAGUUAGGUGCUUAUCUCAGGAUUUUACUUAGGUUGGUGCUGGAUAGAAGCAUUCUAAAAUGAAUUGGUACAUGAUCUAACCAAAGUUUUUGUGUUGCAAAUGUCCUUUGUAUACCAGGCACAGGUGCUUACAUUCUGCUUUAAUAGUAAUCUAAGGGAAAAAAAAAUUCUGUAGACAGUUAAAUGUGAUUGGAGAGAAUUGUCGGAAUUCUUUGGUAGGGUGAAUUCAGAUGGACCAAACAACUUCCUUUUCUGGACUUAGUCAUGUGGUGCGACACAAAGUAACUACAUAAUUCUGAACCCAAUCUCCAAGGAUUCCUUUAUGAAGAUAAAUGUGAGAAACAAGAAUUUUAUACUUUGUGAAGAGUUACUGAGAGGCACAUUUUAGAUAGUAAAU